Molecule: messenger RNA, 6819 nt
Organism: Calypte anna (Anna's hummingbird)
Lineage: Eukaryota; Metazoa; Chordata; Aves; Apodiformes; Trochilidae
Gene: GPR179
Product: G protein-coupled receptor 179
Exons: 13
Biological process (GO): G protein-coupled receptor signaling pathway
Cellular component (GO): membrane
Molecular function (GO): G protein-coupled receptor activity
Source: RefSeq, a predicted model, not a curated record
AUGGGGGGGCCGGAGCGGUGGUCGCUGCUCUGGCUCUUGCAGACGGCGCUGAUCCGCGGCAUCGUCCUGACGGGGGGGCAGAGCCCCCAGGAGGGACCCCCUGAGCUGGGGGGGUGGUCCCCGACCCCCUCAUCCUCCUGGGCGCCCACAGCAGAGCCGGGAGCUCCGGGGGACCCCGAGGGCUCGGCGGCGGCUUUGGCUUUUCUGCAGACGGGGGAUGCGCGGCAGCUGGCGAGGGCGAACUGCAGCCGGGGGGUGCCCGCGGGAGCCCCCGGCCCCGGUCCCCCCCCGGGGCUCCGGGCCACCCUGCGUGCCGCCCCCGAAGCCCUGUCCCAGGCCGCCAAUUUCCUCAACAUGCUCUUCCAGACCAACGACAUCCGCGAGGCCAGCGUGGCCGAGGACGUGGAGUGGUACCAGGCGCUGGUCCGCAGCCUGGUGGAGGGGCACCCGUGGGUGCGCCGGGCGGUGCUGGCCCUCGACGCCCACCCGCUGGCCCCCAAGCCCCGGCUGAUGCUCCAGGCCACCAAAGGGGACGGGGAGAUCCUCCUGCAGGACGUCUCCACCUCCGCCCCCAGCUUGGGCAACCUCAGCUGGGACAACGAGUGGUUCAACGCCCCCAAAUCCCAGCGGAACCCCCCCCUCCGCAAGCGCCUGCUCAGCAACGACCUGCGCACCAUGGAGACCCCCAAGUGGCAGCGGGGGGACAGCUACGUGGGGGACUCGGGACACGUGCGGUGGUCCCCGCCGUUCCUCGAGUGUCGGGAGGGGAGGUUCCUGCCCGCCUGGGCUGUCACCCUCUCCUCUGCUUUCUACGGGCUCAAGCCGGACCUCAGCCCCGAGUUUAAGGGUGUCCUGCGGGUGGACAUCGACCUGCAGGAUGUGACCAUUGAUCAGUGUGCCAGCGGCCCGGGCUGGUUCACCAACACACACCUCUGUGACCUCAACAGCACCCAGUGUGUCCCCCAGGAGAGCUCUGGCUUUGUCCUUGGGAAGUACCUGUGUCGCUGCAAACCGGGAUUUUACGGGGCUGGCGGAGUGGCAGGGAUGAGGUGACCUCACCUGGCUGUGGCUCUGUCCCCAGGUGUGGUGGGGGCGGAUGGGGGGUCCCGGCUGGCGUGCUGGCCCUGCCACCAGGGCUGUGCCACCUGCGAGGAUGACAAACCCUGCCUGAUCCAGGAGGAUGGGGUGCUGCGGGCAGCUGUCCUCUCCUGCCAGGCCAGCUGCAUGCUGGCUGUCUUCCUCAGCAUGCUCAUCUCCUACCACUUCCGACGGAGCAAGAGGAUCCGGUCGUCGGGAGUCAUCCUCCUGGAGACGAUCCUCUUCGGAUCCCUCCUUCUCUACUUCCCGGUUUUCAUCCUGUACUUCAAGCCGAGCAUCUUCCGCUGCAUCGUCCUGCGCUGGGUGCGCAUGCUCGGCUUCGCCAUCGUCUACGGCACCAUCACCCUCAAGCUCUACAGGGUGCUGAAGGUGUUCCUGUCCCGCACGGCCCGGCGGGUGCCCUAUGUGUCGAGCGGGCGGGUGCUGAAGAUGUUGGGGCUGAUCCUGGUCCUGGUGCUGUGGUUCCUGGCGGCCUGGACCAUCGGGAUGCUGGAGAACAUCGAGAAGAACAUCCCACUGGUGAUCCGCACCCAGACUGCCCGUGGCCUCCACUUCUACAUCUGUGGCCAUGACCGCUGGGACUACAUGAUGGUGAUCGCCGAAAUGCUCUUCCUGCUCUGGGGCAGCUUCUUGUGCUACGCCACGCGUGCCGUGCCCUCCGCCUUCCACGAGCCCCGCUACAUGGGCAUCGCUCUGCACAACGAGCUCAUGAUCUCCUCCGCCUUCCACGUGGCCAGGUUCAUCAUGGUCCCCUCGCUGCACCCCGACUGGACCCUGCUCCUCUUCUUCGCCCACACCCACAGCACCAUCACCAUGACCCUGGUGCUGCUCUUCAUCCCCAAGUUCCUGCACGCCGGGUCGCCGCUGCGGGAGGAGAUCGCGGCCGAGGUGUAUGAGGAUGAGGUGGACAUGAGGCGCUCGGGCUCCUGCCUCACCGGCAGCAUCGCCUCGGCCUGGAGCGAGCGCAGUCUCGACCCCGAUGACAUUCGGGAGGAGCUGAAGAAGCUCUACAGGCAGCUGGAGGCGCUGAGGACACGGAGGAUGGCAGCCAACAACCCCCACCUCCCCAAAAAGCGCAGCCCCCGCCGCAGCCUCGCCCGCUCCACCCUGCGCCGAAGCAGCGGUGGGGAGCGGGGGGUGGGCACCCCGGCACGCCGCAGCUCCUCGGCCAGGAGGGUCCCCAACGCCACCCUGAGCAAGUCCCGCAGCACCGAGGGACCCCCCCGGGGGUCCCGGGGUGGCCCCCCCAGCCCCGCGUCCCCCGUGCCGGGGAGGAAGAUGAUGGUGAGGAUGGCCUCGGAGCAAUCCGACAGCGAGUCCCUGGAUGCUGCCCCCCUCAUCUGCAAGUCGGCCAGUGCCCAAAACCUGCUGGGGCCCGGGCAGCCCCCCCAGCCCCACGCAGCCCCCUUGCAGAAGUCUCUGAGUGUCGUGGCUGGGGCCCGGGAGGAGGCUCUGCUCGCUGCCAGCCGAGCUGGGUGGCAGGAGCAGCACAGCACCCAGCACCCAGCCACCCCCUCCUUGGGGCACCCCAGGGGCCAGGGACCCUCUGAGCAAGCCAGGACACCCCAAAGCCCCCAUGAAGCUGAUGCCAUCCCACCAGCCGGCUCCAUCCCUGCUGAGGGGAGUCCCCAGGAGGACACGUCCCCCCUGGGGGAUGGCAAGGUGCAGAAAAACGUCACCCACGGACCCAUCAAGAGCGUCAGCGUCGACAGCUCCCACCUGCCGGGGCGGGUGCGGGUGGCAGUGAAGAGGACCCCCCCACCACCACCCAUCCGCUGCCAGAGCCUGGGCCACCGUGCCACAGCAGCUGGGGACAGCCCGGAGCCACCCCUGGACCUCCCAGCAGAGGAUGGAAAGCUGGAGGGGACCGUGGGGGGAGAUCCAGGACAGGAGCCCCCGCCGGGGAGGAAGGGCAGGCUGCUGCCCACCCCCUCCAUCCCAGCACACGUCUGUCCCUGGGAGCUGAUCCAGGAUGACAUUCUGAGUCGGAAGCAAAAAUCCACUGAAGCAGCAGAACCGGGGUCCCCCGGUGACACAGAGGUCACCCCCACAAGCCUGAAGCCACCCCCCCAACCCACCUCCCUCCGGGGUCUGGGACUCGCCCUCAAAGCCUUCAACCGUUCCAGGGGGAAAAGCAUCCUGAGGGGGAAGAGAGAGGGUGAGGGGAGCCUGGGGAAGAGGGAGCAGGAGGGGGGCAGCAGGAGGGAGAGGUCCAGCCUGGUGGGGACAUCGGGAGUGUCCCUCGGGGGGAUCGGCCAAGGCUCAGCCACCAAAAGCCCUGAGUGGAGCAGGCAGAGGCCGGGCAGUGAGCCCACCACCCACCCGGGACAGGGGGACACGGGGCCCUGCCAGCACAACAACAAUGCUGGCACCAGUGGGGAAGCUGCAGGCUGGGGGGACAGCGGGGCAGAAGGAGAGGGGGACAGGACAGCCCCAGGGACAGAGGGACUGGCAGAGAAACCCAGCAGUCCCCUGGAGGUUGGGGAUGCAUCCUCAGGGGGCAAUGAGAUCCCACCCAGUGGUAGCCACCAAGAAGGAGCUGGAGGUCCCUGUGACAGCCCAGCAGUGGCCAGCAGUGGGAAAGCAGAGGUGUGGCCCCAGCAAAGGGAUGUGGCUGCUGUGGGGGAGGUGGGGAAGGAUGCUCCUGUGGCCACCAUGGAGGACAGGGUGGCUGAUGGGCUCAAGGGGGACAGGAGCUCCAUCCCUCCUCCUCCUCCUCCUCCAGACCCUGCAGUGGUGGAGCAGCCACACAGAGAACCCACCACGGGCAGCUCCCACCCACCCACUGCUGGGGUACAGAGAGUGGGUGCUGAGGAACUGGGGGCUGAGGUUUGUCCCCAAGGAGCCUCCAUCAGCCCAGCAGGGAAAGGAGCCUUGCUGCGCCAGGAGGCCGUCGCUUCCCGGGAGGACACUUGGGUCCCAGGAAGUCAGGAGAGCCCGGAAAAAGUGCUGGAAAAGAGCAAGAGCCAACCUGAGCCCCUGGGUCCUGGGGGGAGCUGGGGUGCUGGGAUGGUCCCCCCAAGGAGCUGCAGCCUGGAGAUGGCCCUGGGGAAGGGGGGCAGUAAGGGGGAACCCCUCGACUCCCAAGAAAAGCUGGGUGUGGAAAAACCUCCAGGAAACCCCCCAGAGCUGCCAAAAGGGGCUGUGGGGAAAAGAGCAGCCCCGAGGGCCAGGGCAGGGACAAGGGAUGGGGAAAGUGGCCAGAAAGGACCCCCCAGCAGUGGGCUCAUGGCAAAACCCCCAUCUCUGCCCACAACAUCCUGGAAACAAGGAGGAACCACUGAGAGCAGGAAAGCUGAUGUCUGCCCGUGGGAAGUGGAGGAUGAGCCGGUUCCUAAAUCAGAGAUCUGCCCCUGGGAAGAGCCCACAGCUCCAUCAGGGAAAGAGAGACCCAGUCAGGACACCCCUGGGGCUUCCAAAGGGGAAAGCAAAGCAAGGUCUGGAGGACUUGAAGACAUCAAAGCAAAGCUGGCAGAGCACAGGGACACUGGGACAUCUCCAAAGCUCAGUAGGAAAAGCCUGGAACGCUCCAAAGCAAAGCCCAAGAAAUCCCUGACUGUGGAGAGCAUAAAGGAGGAAAUCUGUCCCUGGGAGAGCCUGGACACGGAGCAGCCCCCAGAACAACCCCGAGCCAGGGGCCCAGAGCUGCCCAAAUCCCCUUCCAGGAAAUCCCAGAGUGUGGAGAGCCUGAAGGCUGAGGUCUGUCCUUGGGAGGUUCCAGAGCCUGAACCCACUGAUAAAGCUGAAAUCUGUCCCUGGGAAGUGGCUGCUCCUCCAUCAGGUAAAGAAAAACCAGGGCAGGACAAAGAUGCUCUGUCCACGGUGAGCAGAAACCUUUCAGCAACUCAAGCAAAAGCAGAGCGUGAGUCCAUCUGUCCCUGGGAGAGCCUGGACACGGAGCAGCCCCCAGCAAAGCUCAGCACUGGGAGCCCAAAGCUUCCCAAAUCCCCUUCCAAGAAAUCCCAGAGUGUGGAGAGCCUGAAGGCUGAAGUCUGUCCUUGGGAGGUUCCAGAGGCUGAAACCCCUGCUAAGGCUGAAAUCUGUCCCUGGGAGGUGGCUGCUCCUCCAUCAGGUAAAGAAAAACCAAAGCAGGACAAAGAUGCUCUGUCCACAGUGAGCAGAAGCCCUUCAGCAGGUCCAGGUCUCCUGAAAGAGACCCGAGACAUCAGGACUGCAAAGAAGGAGAAAGCCAGCAGUGACUCUGAGUCCAUCUGUCCCUGGGAGAGCAGGGACACAGAGGGAACCUCCCCGGGGUACAGCACAAGGAGCACAGAGCUGCUGAAAGCCAGCUCCAAGAAAUCAGAGAGCACGGGGAGCAUGAAGGAGGAAAUCUGUCCCUGGGAGAGCCUGGGCAUGGGACAGCCCCAGAAGAACCUCAGCCAGGAGCCCAGAGCUGCCCAAAACCCCUUCCAGGAAAUCCCAGAAUCAACCAAAGGGAGUCCUGGGGGGUCUCCAAGGGGGACAAGCAACAUCCCACCCCAGGCAGUGUUAGGAAGCAAAAUGAGAUCCCUGGGGAAGGGCAGUGGUGAGCGGGAGGCUGUCUGUCCUUGGGAGAGCACGGAGCAGCCCCCAGAACAACCCCGAGCCAGGGGCCCAGAGCUGCCCAAAUCCCCUUCCAGGAAAUCCCAGAGUGUGGAGAGCCUGAAGGCUGAGGUCUGUCCUUGGGAAGUUCCAGAGGCUGAAACCACUGAUAAAGCUGAAAUCUGUCCCUGGGAGGUGGCUGCUCCUCCAUCAGGCAAAGAAAAACCAAGGCAGGACAAAGAUGCUCUGUCCAAGGUGAGCAGAAACCUUUCAGCAACUCCAGGAUUCCACAAAGAAAUUGCAGAGAGCACAACUGCAAAGAAGGAGACAGCAAAAGCAGAGCGUGAGUCCAUCUGUCCCUGGGAGAGCCUGGACACGGAGCAGCCCCCAGCAAAGCUCAGCACUGGGAGCCCAAAGCUUCCCAAAUCCCCUUCCAAGAAAUCCCAGAGUGUGGAGAGCCUGAAGGCUGAGAUCUGUCCUUGGGAAGUUCCGGAGGCUGAAGCCCCUGCUAAGGCUGAAAUCUGUCCCUGGGAGGUGGCUGCAGCUCCGCAGGAGGAAGGAGCAGCCCCGGGCCAGGUGAAUCUCCCACCAAAACAAGAAGUGGGUGCCCCCAGAUCAGAGGAGAAGGGGAGCAGCGAGCGUGAGGCCAUCUGUCCCUGGGAGAGCCUGGGAACGGAGGAGCCUUCCCUGAAAACCGCAGCGGGGACAGAGCCAUCCCAGAAAUCCGGGAGUUCGGAGGGCAGGAAUGAUGCCGUGUGCCCUUGGGAAGCAGCUGAGCCCAGCAGCUCGGGGAAGGAGAAUUCCAGAGCCCCCCCGGGGAUGGGAAGGUCCAAGCUGGUGGCCGUGUCUGCGAUUGCUCUGCUGAAGAAACCCAAGGGCAGGUCCGGGGACAAAGUGGAGCACAAAGCCCUGCACCGAACCGGCCCGGGCAUCCAACCCCCCCGGGGCUCCAGGGACCUUCCCGGAACCAUCCCGGGCACCAGCGGGGCUGAGGUUUGUCCUUGGGAAGCAGGAGAGGAGCCCCCAUCCCCUGAUAAGAGCAGCACAGAGCCCAGGAAAGCCUCCGAGGUUUGUCCCUGGGAGGAGGAGAGCCCAGAACCCACCCUGGGUGGAGAGAGCGGGGCCAGCAGGAGCUCUGGGGAUGGGGACAAGGAUGGGAGGGAACCCAAACCCGAGGUCUGUCCCUGGGACCACCAGUAG